GCGUUGAUGAAUGAGCGUUUGGCAGUGGACGCACCGAAGUUAGAGUCGACCGGCGAAGUGCCCGAACUCGAUGAAUCCAUCUUCACACAAGAACAAAUCGGUUCUGAUUUCAGUUAUCCAACUAAAACACCAACAUUAAUGCAACAAAUGGCUCAGCCGUUGGCGAUGGGUCGUCCACUGCUACCGUUGAAGACGAAUUUACUCGGCCGACGUGCAGUCAGAUGUAAACAGUGUGAUCACAGUCUGUGUAAAUCUGAAUAUAAUCCAAAUUCGAUCAAGUUCAAG
This is a messenger RNA of Anisakis simplex (herring worm), 285 nucleotides long. The record is from the annotation of a GenBank genome assembly. Lineage: Eukaryota; Metazoa; Nematoda; Chromadorea; Rhabditida; Anisakidae.